CUCUCGCCCUUGGGAUCGGCGGGUUUUUGUUUUUUUCUGAGGUAAAAAGGAAAGGAAAAGAGAAGAAACGCUCCUCCUCUUCUCUGUUUAUAUAUAUCUUCCCACGCCCGCUCCCUCUCCCUCUCUCUCUCUCCCACUCUCUGCAAAACUAGGGUUUUCCUUUUCCUGAAUAGAAAUGAUAAAGCUCGAAAGGCUUCAAAUGGGCGUGGAUUUUCGAUUCUUGUAGUUUGUUUGUUUGUUUGUUUUUUUUUUUUUUUGGGAAUUUAGGAAGGCAGAUACAGUGGGCGGGUUGGAUAGUCAUGACCGAUUUCCAGCAAUUGCAGCAAAAGCAAGAGACGAACGAUGUCCAUGCUGAGUUCCGGCGCGGGCUGGAGGAGCUGAUGCGGGGCCACCUUGAUGAUUGCAUGUCCCUCGCCUCGUGCAGCUCCUCAGCCCGGGAUCAGGACGACGAUGACGAGGACGGUGAUCAGCUCGUCCGCCGCCGCCGCCGUUCGGAUCUCGAGGGUGAUGACCUAGCGGAGUCAUCUGCCGCUCGGAGGCGCCACUCCCGCAUCCUGAGCCGAUGGGCCGCCCGUCAGGCACAGGAGAUGAUCACCACCAUCGAGAGGCGGAACCGGGAGUCGGAGCUGAUGGCCCUUGCCGGCCUGCACACUGUUUCCAUGCUCGAUUCAUCUUUCCUGAGGGAGUCACAGUCUCCAACCUCCCGCUGGCAGGGGGCCGUCGAGAGGCCAGCCACCCAAGCUUCGUCACUCCUCCAGAUGUGGCGGGAGCUUGAGGACGAGCACAUGCUCAAUCAUGCCCGGGAACGGGUGCGGGGCAGGUUGAGGCAGCAACAGAGUGCAGGGUCAAAUAAUGAUGUUUCGAGCGUGAUUGCAUCCGAAAGCCGGGUCAGUGUGCCCCAAGGCAGCUCUGAAGAUGCGAGCGAGAGUGAGAAUGAGUAUGGGAUCUGGUCCCAAGGCCAAUUAGGGUUGCAGAAUGAUCGCGGGGACAACAAUUCUAGCAGGGAACAGUCUCCUGAUCUCGGAGAAGGUGAGAGGGAGCGAGUGAGGCAGAUUGUUCGUGGAUGGAUGACGGACAGUGGGAUGAGUGACCAUGGGUCACAAGUUUCUCAAAGGAAUGGCAGUCAGAGGGCAGAAUGGCUCGGUGAAACCGAGCGGGAGCGGGUGAGGCUUGUGAGGGAGUGGGUCCAAAUGACAAGUCAGCAGAGAGAUGCCCGUGCCAAUAGAAGGCAGGAACAAGCCUUGGGACCUGGUGUGGAGGUUGAUCAGGUUCGGGAUGGGUUGGUCCAUGCUGAACAGGAUGAAGGCCAGCCCGAGCAUAUACGUCGGGACAUGCUGAGAUUGCGCGGCCGGCAGGCACUCAUUGAUUUGCUUGUGAGGAUUGAGAGAGAAAGGCAAAGAGAACUUCAGGGCUUGCUGGAGCAUAGGGCUGUUUCAGACUUUGCUCAUCGCAACCGCAUUCAGUCAUUACUCAGAGGUAGAUUCUUACGAAGUGAAAGAUCUAAUGAUGAUGAGAGACCACCUUCAGUAGCAGCAAGAGAACUAGGUCAGUUAAGGCAACGACACACAGUCUCUGGUUUGAGGGAAGGUUUCCGUUUCAGAUUAGAGAAUAUUGUUCGUGGUCAAGUGAGCAGCCAGAUCGAUACUUCUGCCAAUCAGAGUUCUGCUGGCUCUAGAAAUGAUCAGUCUCAAGCAAGUGCUUCAGAUGAGGUACCAGAUGAAAAUCAUGAACAAUCUCAACGUGGGAAUCAGGAAAGUGAUAUUCAUCGAAUUUCAGAGCAGACGGGAGACUUGGACAGCAACACUCCUGUUGAAAGUAUAAAUUGGCAAGAAUCUCCUUCCCAAGGAGGGAACUGGCCGGAAGAAGUUACAGAAGAUGGGGAAAGGGACUGGCAGCAAUCUAAUGAAGUUGGUUUUAGUGAAUGGCAAGAUGGUACUGCAGAAGAAAUGGAUGGAAACUGGCAGGAGAAUGCAGCUGGGGAUUGGCCCGGGGAAGUUCCGGAAAAUGAAGGUGGAGAAAAUAGCCACCUGCAAGAAACACAUGAAUGGCAUGAAGAUGGUUCUCAAGAGGUCGUGGAAAAUUGGCAAGAUGGGCCUUCUGCCCCUCCCAGAAGUCGCCGGGUUGUUCCUGUUAGAAGGUUAAACAGAUUCCACCCACCUGAUGAUGAUAAUGUAUACAGUAUGGAACUCAGGGAACUUCUUAGCAGGAGAAGUGUCUCUAAUCUUCUUCAUAGUGGAUUCCGUGAAAGUUUAGACCAAUUGAUACAGUCAUAUGUUCAAAGGCAAGGUCGUUCUCCCAUCGACUGGGAUCUGCCAAGAACAUUGCCGACUGCUUCACCAGAGGAAAAUCAGGAGCAGCAGAGAGAUGAUCAGAAUGAUAAUCAACCAGAAACUGUGGCUAGACCACCGCUUGUGCUUCCGUCUCCUCCGGCACCACCACCACCACAGCCGCUUUGGCACCAGGAACUGCAUCAUGCUAAUUGGCCUCGACACAGCAUGCAUCGUUCAGAAAUUGAGUGGGAAAUUAUUAAUGAUUUAAGAGCUGAAAUGGCUAGACUUCAGCAAGGGAUGAGUCACAUGCAGAGAAUGUUGGAGGCCUGCAUGGACAUGCAACUAGAGUUGCAGCGCUCAGUUAGACAGGAAGUCUCAGCUGCUUUGAAUCGCUCCUCCAGCGGACAUGGUGGUGGGAUAGAAUCAUCAGAAGAUGGAUCAAAAUGGGGUCAUGUGAGAAAAGGGACAUGCUGUGUCUGUUGUGACAGCCACAUCGAUUCCCUGUUGUACAGAUGUGGGCACAUGUGCACUUGUUCCAAAUGUGCAAAUGAGUUGUUUAGAGGCGGAGGGAAGUGCCCAUUAUGUCGUGCGCCCAUUGUCGAGGUGAUUCGAGCUUAUUCCAUACUGUAAAUAAAGAGGAAAAAUGACAGGAAAAAGGAAAAAAAAGGAGGAAGAAGUCGGGGGCCGUGUUUUAAGAUGAAAGAGAACGCUGGACGUGCUCUUUCCUUCUUUCUUUCUUUUUUUUUUUUUUUUGGGUCUUUUUUUUUUUUUUUUUUUCACUGAUAUCUAUAAAAUUGAUGUUGUCAUUGUCGCAGCUGUUGUUCUAAUUAUGUAAUUGCACUAGGAAUAACAAAUGGACACUUUUCGAUUCAUCAUCAUAUUCAUGCUUCUCAAUAAAGAAAUUUUUGAGUGGAA
Magnolia sinica is the source of this 3185-nucleotide messenger RNA. RefSeq lists its product as uncharacterized. NCBI's taxonomy places the organism in Eukaryota, Viridiplantae, Streptophyta, Magnoliopsida, Magnoliales, Magnoliaceae. The record is from RefSeq and is a predicted model, not a curated record. The coding region runs from base 300 to 2900 and encodes 866 amino acids. The transcript is spliced from 8 exons.